AUGCUGAUCGAAUGCUUCUGGAUUUCAGGUCGUGCCGUUGCACGUAUCCCCCGUGUCUCUGGUGGUGGUACUCACCGUGCUGGUCAGGCCGCCUUCGGUAACAUGUGUCGAUCUGGACGAAUGUUUGCUCCUACCAAGGUCUGGCGCAAGUGGCAUCAGAAGGUCAAUGUUGGCCAAAGACGAUUUGCUACUGCCUCCGCCCUCGCUGCCUCUUCCGUCCCAGCUCUUCUCUUCGCUCGUGGUCACCGUGUUGAGAACGUCCCUGAGGUUCCCCUUGUUGUCGACUCCAAGUGCUUCCAGGGUGACGCUCUCACCAAGACCAAGGCUGCCGUUUCCCUUCUCCAGGCCGUCGGUGCUGGUGCUGACCUCGUCAAGGUCAAGGAGUCCCGCAAAGUCCGUGCCGGUAAGGGUAAGUUGAGAGGCCGCCGAUACCGCCAGCGCCGUGGACCUCUCGUCAUCUACAACCCAGAGGUCGAUGGCAAAGAGCUUGUUAGAGCUUUCCGCAACAUUCCCGGUGUUGAGACCUCCUCCGUUUUCUCCCUCAAUCUUCUCCAGCUCGCCCCAGGCGGUCACCUUGGACGUUUCAUUGUCUGGUCCUCUGCUGCCUUCAGCGCUCUUGAUGAGAUCUAUGGCACUACCACCACCGCCUCUGCCCUCAAGAAAGACUUCCUUCUCCCCUCCAACAUUGUCUCCAACUCCGAUGUCACCCGCCUUAUCAACUCCUCUGAAAUACAGUCCGUUCUCAGAGAGCCCAAGGGCGAGGCCAAGACCAAGAGAGGAUGUGUCCAGAAGAAGAACCCACUCAGAAACAAGCAGGCUCUUCUCAGACUCAACCCAUACGCUGCUGCUUUCUCGAAACAGAAGCUGGGCCAAACUGGUAUCGAGACCGAUAAGGCACCUGAGCGUGCUCCUGAAAGCUUCCAUGAGCUCCUGAACGAGGCAUAG
Molecule: messenger RNA, 945 nt
Organism: Trichophyton rubrum CBS 118892
Lineage: Eukaryota; Fungi; Ascomycota; Eurotiomycetes; Onygenales; Arthrodermataceae
Product: 60S ribosomal protein L4
Exons: 1
Coding region: 1-945 (314 amino acids)
Biological process (GO): translation
Cellular component (GO): cytosolic large ribosomal subunit; ribosome
Molecular function (GO): structural constituent of ribosome; RNA binding
Source: RefSeq, a predicted model, not a curated record